Pocillopora damicornis (cauliflower coral) is the source of this 939-nucleotide messenger RNA. RefSeq names its product DNA-directed RNA polymerases I and III subunit RPAC2-like. NCBI's taxonomy places the organism in Eukaryota, Metazoa, Cnidaria, Anthozoa, Scleractinia, Pocilloporidae. Gene Ontology annotation, cellular component: RNA polymerase III complex; RNA polymerase I complex. The record is from RefSeq and is a predicted model, not a curated record. Gene Ontology annotation, molecular function: protein dimerization activity; DNA binding. Gene Ontology annotation, biological process: transcription elongation by RNA polymerase I; transcription by RNA polymerase III.
AUGAAAUAUUUCAACAUGGCGGCCGACGAUAAAGGAGCCGAUCCUGAAAUAGGCGGACAGUUACGCCGAUUAGAAGUGAUGCCCCUAGACAGUGGAGAGGAUGAAACAUGUGUCACAUUUGUUUUGCACGGAGAAGACCAUACGCUGGGAAAUUCUUUGAGAUACAUCAUCGCGAAAAACCCUGAUGUAGUGUUCUGUGGGUACAGCAUUCCACAUCCAUCAGAGAACAGGAUCAAUCUCCGAAUCCAAACAAAUGGUAUUCCUGCUGUAGAUGUUUUGAGAAGAGGUCUAUCAGAACUCACUGCAAUGUGUGAACACAUGCUUGCUACAUUUGAGACUGCAGUUGAAGAACACAAGGAUACUCAAAAUUUAGAAGUGUCACCAUAGGAUUGGAUGUUUUUUGCCGUUGGAAAGAAAAAACAGAAAGUUUGAAAUCAUCCAGGAUAAGAAUCAGCAUCAAGAAGAAAAUCAAGGUUGGAUGUGCUGUAUUUGGACAACGAGAGAUGUUUCAAGCUAGUUUAUUACUGGCUCAGCCUUGAAGUGGAAGCUGAGGCAUAAGCAAGACUUGCCAAGCACUUAGGUUGCUCCUGUCAUUUUCUUUGUUGUCAAUAUUUUUCAACAAAAACUGAUUUGUUAAUGGCUUAAGACGAUUCUUCAGAGAUAAAGUUUGUCAAACACUUUUUGUUAAUCUUUUGAUUAAAACCUAUCAAUCUGUCUCUAGAGAACUGCAAUAAAAAAGUCAAUGCAUUUGGGAAGGAGAUAUGAUGGGCCAAUCUUACCCAUUUAUGCCUGUACUGGUAUUAUUUGCCCAUGAUUUCACAGAACAUUUUGUUGUAGCUGGAAGCAUAGGUUUUUGAAGUAACACCUGAAACAAUGCUUGAUCGGUAGAAAGUCUUGAGUGUAUGGAACAAAGUAAUAAAUGAUUGAGGUAUUAAUUUG